UUACAUCACAUUAUUUCAGACCUUUUAGUCAGAACUCAAUCUGAAGAACAGUUGCUUUUACUGAAACAGCUCUCGUCGGACAUCCCAACCGAUACCAACACUAAUAACUCGAGCAUAGGAUUGAAUGAUGAAAAUUUGAGUUUAAGUCAAACAGAACUACUGGACAGCAGUGCAGCCAAACAAAAGGCAGGUCUGGCCAGUAAGGGGAGUCUCGCCAAUCGACAGCCGCCUUCUAUGCGUAGACACUCGAGCACUGGCUCUGUGAAGGUGUCGAGUGAUUGUGAUUCGCCGCGAAGACAAAUCUCUUACACUAAAUGCGAGACUGAGAUUGUGGUGAAGAGCGACCCAACCAGUCCUAUUCGAGAAACGCCAACCCAUUCGGCCUCUAAUCAGCUAUAUUUGCCAAUCGCUGACAAAAUUGAUACUCAAAACAACCGGCGAGUGUCGAACACCUCUUCCAGUCCCUCGAGUUUCACGAGUUCGUCGCCAAAUCACUCGCAUCCCUAUCCCACGCAGCGUUUGUCGGCUCCGGUGUCGCCCAAUUCGGUGCACUCCUCCUCAUCGUCGACAUCACUCAACAGUCCCAUCCAUGCAGUCGACGACUACGAGAACAGCCCUAAAAACUAUCGACGCAAUCCUCACCCUAUUUACGAGUGGAAUGUCGAUGAGGUGUCCCAAUGGUUGGUCGCUCUUAAUCUCAAUUCUUAUGUCAAUAAAUUCCAAGAAAACAAGAUUUCGGGACCUUUUCUCUUACACUUAGACAGCACUCAACUGAAGAGUUUGGGCGUCUCUAACAGCACUGAUCGCUCAUUGCUUAAGAAGAAGAUCAAGGAAUUCAAAGCGGAGGUGGAAAGGGAGCGAAAAGCAUUAGAAAAGGAACAGAAAGUGAGGGAAAGGCUUAUGAAAAAAGAGGACAAAUUUCGGAAGAAGUAGUAAACCGAUGACAGCUUCAUAUGAAAGCGGAUCUAAUUUAAAGUGUGUUUGUGAUGAG
Molecule: messenger RNA, 991 nt
Organism: Oppiella nova
Lineage: Eukaryota; Metazoa; Arthropoda; Arachnida; Sarcoptiformes; Oppiidae
Source: the annotation of a GenBank genome assembly